Molecule: messenger RNA, 1329 nt
Organism: Pimephales promelas (fathead minnow)
Lineage: Eukaryota; Metazoa; Chordata; Actinopteri; Cypriniformes; Leuciscidae
Biological process (GO): negative regulation of DNA-templated transcription; negative regulation of gene expression, epigenetic; protein localization to heterochromatin
Cellular component (GO): nucleoplasm
Source: RefSeq, a predicted model, not a curated record
CAGCAGCAGCGACACCACAACAAUAGAAAGUGAAAGUGAAAGUCGAGUUGGAACAUAUUUUGGCGGAGCUCGUGUUCUUGUUAAGAAAACACAAUAAUCGAUCAAUUAAACUGGAAAACGUCGGACAGGAUGGACAGGCGUUCAGGAGAUCCCGUUCAUUGCAGUAAAACGAACAAGAAAAGACACAUCCAGAGAAUAAGGAGUCCCUCCCGGUACACCCACCUCUAUCGACCAAGGUUUGAGGGAAAAUAUUUUCGUUCUCGCUUCAGGUUUUUCAGGACUAUGGAGGAGCGUUUUUUACAACGUCCAAAUUUUGCAAUGAGGUACCAGAGGCAUCAUAGAGGUCCGUGGAGCAGCCUACAGCUGAGCCGUCGGCCCAGAGCCUCUCCUCCUCCCAGACAGCGGCUCAAUAAAGGCCUGGACAAGAGUUCCUUCACAGCACUUAGACAACACACCAAACCCGGCACCACAGACAUUCCCUGGCCAUCCUCUGGAGACAGACCAUCACUGCCAUUCACAGUGUCACAGAAGGCCAGCAAGAGCAAUGCAGCGCGAAACAGAGCCAUACAGAAGAAGCAAGAGCAGAUAGAGGAGGUGUAUCGGCAGGACUGUGACACGUUUGGCAUGGUUGUGAAGAUGUUGGUGACCAAGGAUCCGUCCUUGGAGAAGUUAAUCCAGCUGUCUCUGCACGAGAACCUGAGGGACAUCGGCAUGCGCUGCGUCAAGGCCAUGGAGCAGUUCAUCCAUGAGUAUGAUUCCCAAGAGAUACACACUCCAUCCAUCAAGUGAAGACUGCAAACUCACGGCUGAAUGCAGAUGCUUAUGUACCAACUUCUUAUUCACGCAAUCCAUUCAACUUUAAAAAUGUGCUUCAUCUCUAUCAGCAUUUCUUUAAAUGAGUUGUAGCACUGACCCUAAUGCUAAAAAGCUGCCACGAUGUUGACCCAGUUAAUAUACAGAGCAUUGACAAUAAAAUGAUUUUUUAGCUUUGUAUUUAUUCUGUUGAUAAUCAGAGGAUGUGCCAGUAAUCUGUAAUUCCACACAACCAGUGAGAAAAGUCCAAUUUUUAAAGGUCAUUACAGAGAUUACAAAAUGUUUGUGAACCAUUAAAUUAUUAAAGAUAUAUUUAAAUAUGAAUAUUUAAAUCACAUUUGCAUUGAUGUAUGCCUGCCUGUAUAUUGUUUGCAGACUGUAACUAUAGGUACCAUAUUGACGGAGUAAAGAAUAAUGAAUUUAGUUGUACAUAAAGCUUAAUGCUUAGUGAAAUGUUAGUUUGCUUGCUGUUGUGUCUGUCUACAUGUAUUACAAAUAAAAAUUGUCUUCCACUAA